Molecule: messenger RNA, 1245 nt
Organism: Ostreococcus tauri
Lineage: Eukaryota; Viridiplantae; Chlorophyta; Mamiellophyceae; Mamiellales; Bathycoccaceae
Product: unnamed product
Exons: 1
Coding region: 1-1245 (414 amino acids)
Molecular function (GO): oxidoreductase activity
Source: RefSeq, a predicted model, not a curated record
AUGUUCCCGCCACCGUGCGCGCGCGCGCGCGCCGCGUCGUCCGCGCGAUCGGUCGCGUCCGCGGCGUCGCGUGCGUACCCGCGGGUGGCGAUCGUGGGUGGGGGGGUGUCGGGGGUGUCGUGCGCGUGGCGCGCGCGGACGGCGAGCGACCGCGCGGCGACGGUGGACGUCUUCGACGCCGGACGCGCGCUGGGCGGACGCGCGUGCGCGCGACAUGGGGGUGGUGAUGCGCGGUGGGAUCACGGAUCGCGGUGGACGCGCGAUGGGACGGGGGGUGAGGGGCUGGGGGUGGAGGCGUGGACGGAGGCGCUGGAGGCGCGAGACGCGACGCGGACGUGGCGCGGGACGUUCGGACGAGUAUGCGCGUCGCGUGGGACGUUCGUGCGCGAGGAGGAUGUGAUACGACGCGUCAUAGCGAGGACUGGGGGGUGGGAUGAGGCUUUGGAGGAUAUUUUGGGGGAGUGCGGCGCGCGCGCGCGGACGUCGGCGCGCGUCGUCGAAGUGCGUCGCGACGCGCGAGGCGGAGGGCUGAGCGUGCGGUGGUCGGACGCUUCGAAGAAUGGGGAAGAAAAUGUCGAAACGGGGUAUGAUGUGGUGGUUUUUGCCGAUAAAAACAUCGCGCGCGCGGUCGGGGUGAUGGACGGACUCGACGCCGAGGACGUGGCGCGCGAGAUGCGAGCGGUGGAUUCGGCGCCGUCGCUGGCGCUCAUGGUGACGCUCAACCGCGCGCCCAUGGUCCCGUUCGUCGGUGCCGAUGUAGAUAAUGACUCCACGCUCUCGUGGAUCGCGAACGAAUCGUCGAAAUCGGGAAGAAACGCGAGUACGAACUGCUGGAUCGCGCUCUCCACGGAGCGAUACGCUCGGGAGAAAGUCACGCCCGAGACGUCGGCGACGCGUCCCGGCUCCCCAGAGUGGGCAGCGUGGAUCGACCAGGUCGCGGACGAAAUGUCCGCUUCGUUCAUACGACUCGUUCGUCUCGCCGAGGCGAGCUCGCCGACCGCGGCGGCACCGUUAGAGAUAACGUUUGCUCGAGCGCAUCGCUGGGGCGCCGCCUUUCCACUCGCCGUCGCGCGCGGCGCGAGAGUGAAUAAAUUCUUGCGCUCCGCCACUUCGGGCGCCCUCGUGUACGCCAUAGGUGAUUACUGCGCCGAGCCCGUCGGGACCGUCGAAGGCGCCGUCGCGAGCGGUCUCGCGUGCGCCGAUGACAUCCUCGCCCGAUGCUUUGAGGCCAACUCCAAACUCUAG